This is a messenger RNA of Microthlaspi erraticum, 333 nucleotides long. NCBI's taxonomy places the organism in Eukaryota, Viridiplantae, Streptophyta, Magnoliopsida, Brassicales, Brassicaceae. The record is from the annotation of a GenBank genome assembly.
AUGAAUCAAGAUCAUCAACAUCCCGUUGGCGCUCCUCCUCCUCAAGGGUAUCCUCCAAAGGAAGGAUAUCCACCGCAGGGAUAUCCACCGCAAGGAUAUCCUCCGGCAGGUUAUCCUCCGCCGCCACAAGGGUACGGUCAAGGAUAUCCAGCACAAGGCUAUCCUCCGCCGCAAUAUUCUCAAGGUCCUCCGCCACAGUAUCCUUACCAGGGUCCUCCUCCACCACAUUAUGGUCAGGCUCCACAUAAGGAGAAGAAAGACAAGGACUCAGGAUUUCUUGGAGGAUGUUUGGCAGCGCUCUGCUGCUGUUGUCUCUUGGACGCCUGCUUUUGA